This is a messenger RNA of Pygocentrus nattereri (red-bellied piranha), 1430 nucleotides long. RefSeq names its product dolichyl-phosphate mannosyltransferase subunit 1, catalytic (gene dpm1). Gene Ontology annotation, biological process: protein O-linked glycosylation via mannose; GPI anchor biosynthetic process. The transcript is spliced from 9 exons. Gene Ontology annotation, molecular function: dolichyl-phosphate beta-D-mannosyltransferase activity. NCBI's taxonomy places the organism in Eukaryota, Metazoa, Chordata, Actinopteri, Characiformes, Serrasalmidae. The record is from RefSeq and is a predicted model, not a curated record. The coding region runs from base 94 to 846 and encodes 250 amino acids. Gene Ontology annotation, cellular component: endoplasmic reticulum membrane.
ACAGCACAGGGCUCGUGGGAACCAGUAAUCGGGAGCGCGGAUUACAGCGGACCACAAUCCUAGACGCACAUCCUGUGUGUAGUCCUGUCCAACAUGGCAGGUUCAAGGGGUGGUAAGAGAAACAGAGAAGAGGCUGAUAAAUAUUCUGUGCUGUUACCGACAUACAACGAACGGGAGAACCUGCCUCUGAUUGUGUGGCUCCUGGUGAAGUACUUUGGUGAAAGUGGAUACAACUAUGAAAUUAUAGUCAUUGAUGAUGGCAGCCCUGAUGGGACACUGCAGAUUGCCGAGCAGCUACAAAAGAUUUACGGAGAUGAUAAGAUCGUGCUGAGACCACGAGCAAAAAAGUUGGGUUUAGGGACAGCAUACAUCCAUGGUAUUAAGCAUGCCACUGGGAACUUCAUUAUCAUUAUGGACGCGGAUCUCUCUCAUCACCCGAAGUUUAUCCCAGAGUUCAUCAAGAAACAGAAAGAGGGUGGAUAUGACCUUGUGUCCGGAACACGUUACAGAGGAGAUGGAGGAGUGUAUGGAUGGGACCUGCGCCGAAAGCUCAUUAGCCGUGGGGCUAAUUUCGUCACACAGGUGUUAUUGAGGCCCGGAGCGUCGGAUCUGACAGGAAGUUUUCGGCUUUAUAAGAAGGAUGUGCUGGAGCGCCUGGUAGAGCGCUGUGUGUCUAAGGGCUAUGUCUUCCAGAUGGAGAUGAUCGUCCGUGCUAGGCAGCUAGGCUACACCAUUGGAGAGGUUCCAAUCUCGUUUGUGGACCGUGUUUAUGGGGAGUCCAAAUUGGGAGGAAAUGAAAUUGUCUCCUUCUUGAAAGGAUUGCUCACUCUUUUUGCCACAACAUGAUUGAUCACCGGCUCUGUGUUCUGUUACGUGAUGCGGCGUAUAUGCAAAUAGUCUCAGCAUAGCCAUGCUGCACUCACCUGAUGCACUCGACUGCUAGUUCUUGUCUAAUUAAAGAGAAAGAUGUCGUGUUUACAGAUUGUAGCUUUUGUGACAACUUUUGGUCCUGUAAUGUAAGACACUAUGGAGUAUUGAUGUGGAGUAGAGCAUUGCAGUUCAGGUUUGACUGAGGAAUACAUUUUCUGGAGGCCUGGAAAUACUUUAUAGGUAUAUUUGUGCAAAGAAAGUUCCGUAAAAAAUCCGGACCUUAAAAGGACAUGCACCAAAAUCUCUGAAAUGUUCUGGACCAAACCUAAGCAGUGAAAGAACAUACUGGCAUCUUUUUGGAGCGAUGACAUGCAUACUUUUUCUUUGUUAAAGCAUAUAAAUAGUUAAAAGCUAAGUAAGGUGUUACGACACAUGCUAUAUUUUCAGUCAGCAUUAGUAUGCAGACUGUUGGGGGUGGGGGGGUUGAUGCUUCGUUACUGCAAUUAAAUGAAUGUUGAUUCACGGCAUUGUUAAUAAAUAAAUAUUUUACAUGAUUUCUC